AUGCUCUAUCAAGUAAACGGCAUCAAAGAGUUCCUUAUCGAUUCUUGUUUAUAUGGUAGCCUGUAUACUGGUGUAGGAACAACGACAAUGUUACUGGCCGAAAUCAUUCUUAUGAUGCGAGUUUAUGCCUUGUUCGGAGGAGCCGGGAAAACGUUACUUUCACUCAUCACGCUGACGCUACUUCUCUUCGGUUUCAACAUUGUACAACUCCUAUUUGACCUCGUGGUCAAAUACCCAUUUUCGUCGAAUCAAGAAAUGUUUACGGAUGCUUAUUUGCCCUCGACUGUGCAAGUGAAGAAGCUCAAGCUCCCGGCGCGCAUCUCGAGGCUAGAGAGUGGUCAGACGAAGACGCAAGACAUCACCACAUUAAUGGCAAAAGACUCCAUCGCAUAUUUUGCUGUGUAG
Molecule: messenger RNA, 405 nt
Organism: Fomitiporia mediterranea MF3/22
Lineage: Eukaryota; Fungi; Basidiomycota; Agaricomycetes; Hymenochaetales; Hymenochaetaceae
Exons: 5
Coding region: 1-405 (134 amino acids)
Source: RefSeq, a predicted model, not a curated record